CUGCAUGACUAUCCGCUACUCGUCGCACCUGGCACACGCGUUUUCCAAAUCGUGCUUUUUUCGCCCUCAGUUUAUAUUUUGUUAAUGUGCGAAAUUAAAACACAAGUUAAUUAAUCAACACACACACAGCAAAUAUGUGCUAGGCUAGCAAACGUAGCUACGUUGCAAUAAACGCAGCACAAAAUUCAAGUGGAAAUCGUGGUCGUGCGUCGUGUGUGCGUUAGUUAUAUAUCUACAUAUUUUUUUUUUAUACAUUCAUAUAUAUGGCAGUUGCCGAAUGCAAAGUACGUUGAUGAUGAUGUUGCUGAUGAAGAUGAUGAUGAUGAUGGCGACGCAUAGUUCGACCGCAACGCGACGUUGAUGUCAGUUUCACAGUGUGUGUGUGCGUGUGUGUAAUAAAAUAAAAAAACGCAAGCGAAUUGCGAAAGAGCAAAAAGACAAGAGACCAACAAAAAAAAAAAAUAUAUACAUAUAUAUACACUUAAUAAAAAAAAAAAAAAAAAAGAAAGAAAAAAACUACAGUCAGUCGGUGGGCAAGCUGUGUGUGGUGAGGAGCGUAAGAAAGACGGCUGUGUGUUUUAAAGCAAAGACAAAAGACGCGCGCGCGGCGUGCAAUGCACUAAAAAAGCAAUAACAGCCCACCAGUGGAAGGGCAGCAAGCAAAGCAAGGCCACACACAAUUUCAGUGUUUUCAAGUCUAAACAGACUACAAAAAAAAAACAAAAUCGAGAAGAAGAAACUCAACGAUCGGGCGCCAAAGUGCAAAUUGGUGUUGGUCCAGCAGCAAAAUCUUGAGAGCAAGCAGCAGCAGCAGCAAAGAGAGCGAGCGCCGCGUGUGUUGGAACCUCGUUGUGAAACACACACACAAACACACAUCGAAACUAACGCGCGAGUGACACACACACAUAUAGGCAAAGAGAGGCAACAGUGUGGCCGUUUUGCAUUGAAUUUGUCGUUUUGCGACCGAGUGUGUGCAUGUGCAUGUGAGUUGACUGCGCGUGUGUGUGUGUGUGUUGGUGUGUGCGUGCAUUGUUGCAUUUGACGUGCGUUGUUGUUUUUCUUUUCUUUCGCUCGUUUGUUCGUUGUUUGAUUGAAACAGCGACCGGCAUAAAAUCCAAUAAUGUCCACAUAUGAGGAUGGCCAACAGCAAUUGCAACAUGAACAGCAACAACAACAACAACAAACGCCGCCACAAUCGCCGGAGCAACAACAACAGACGCCAAUAAAACUCACAAAUGAGGCGGCGUCCAGCAACAACAACUCCAUUAUGGGGAAGGUGAAGCUACGCGUCUCCUCGAUAUUUCCCACUUCAUUGGGCAAAUGGUUUUCACCCACAACCGAUGGCAACGCCGCUGCAGCCGCUCGACUGGAUCAAUCGCCAACGUCGCAACAGCAGCAGCAGCAACAACAACAACAGAAUGGCGGCAGCACAUUGACUGGGAAACGUAAACGCAGCCGGCGUCGCAUCGAAUUGGAUGCGGAUGAUGCGCCCGAUAUUAUCGAUGAUGCACAGGAUUUGAAUGAGGAGGAAGUCCAGCUGGCGGAUAAUAUUGCCGAACACGAUUUGGCCGCCGAAGAUGAGCAGACGCGUCGCUGUGAAUACAAUGUGAAUAACAUGUUGCGUAGCGGGAAUAAAGGAGGUGCUCAUAAGAUUUGGACGCGUCCCUACGAUGAUGAUGACGACGAUGAGGAGCUCGACGACGAGGAUGACGAUGAGCAGCAACAGCAGCAGCUGGACCACGAUGAUCAGCACAACUAUCAGCAACAUCCACAGCAGCAGCUGCUAUCGAAUCGUCCGUCAACGCAACAGCCGGCAGCAAAACGCAAGCGUCUCGAGCAAUCGGAAGUGACGUUUAGUCCUCAGUUUAGCGCCCAACGGCGUCGUCCACCGCUUCACGCCUCCACGCCCGCUGUCAGCGAUGCAAUGCUGCGUCAUGCGUCCACAAAUCGUCAACAGCAGCAGCAGCAGCAACAACCACAGCAGCAGCAACAGCAACGUCAGCGUGAGCCCGCCUUUAAUUUCUUAGCCGCCGCCGCCGGACGGUGCAACGAGGCAGCUGUCGCCACCAGCGGAGAUCUGCCCAUGAGCUCGAGACGUUCGUUGAACAUACCGCCAAUGACUGAACGCCGCGAAACUUUGCUGCCCAGCUACAAGCGUUUGUCGCUGCUGGGACAACAACAGCAACAACAACAACAACAUCGUGGUCCUAACUGGCGCACUUGUUCGCCCAUCAGCGAGGUGGACUCGCAACAGCAACAACCUCAGACAACAACAACACGUCAAGAGACCAACAUCAAUAAUAAUAAUAAUGUUAUCAAUGCCAAGCGAGGAGGAGGAGUUGCAGCUGACUCGCAUUCCGAAUGCGAGAGUAAUGAAAGUCAAGCUGGUCUACGCACGCACAACAACAACAGCAGCAACAGCAACAACAACAACAACAUUAACAACAACAGCAAUCUACUAUUCUAUGGCAAUCUACAGAGCCGCAAAUCGGUGUUCAAUUCAAAUGCCGGCACACCGCCGCAUCACAACUCGACAUUAUCGUUGAAUUCGCUAAACAAUCGUCGACGUUUCAAUGCCUCCAUCUAUGGCAGCACAUCGGCGUUGAGCGACAGCCGUUUGUUGAGCAGCAGCUGCUCGUCGACAAUGGUCGGAUCGCCGUUCUACAAGGGACCGACAGCGUUUGGCGGGAGUGCGGCAAACAAUCGUUACUUUAGUCAGGGCAAUUUGGCCAUCAUCAAUUCGGGCGGAAGUUCGCCGGCGCCAUCGAACAGCGACAGCAUCAGCAGCAGUGCCCGUUGCAUUAGUAGCCUCAAUUACAGCAUGAAUCCGGUCGAGAUGCGACCCAACAAUACGAAUAGCAACAACAACAACAAUAAUAAUACUGGAGUUGGUGGCAUUCCGUCGGAUGUGGCCAGCGGAUUGUCGUUGACAGCGCAGCGGAUAUUGAAUCUGCUGGAGAAUCACACGACACCGCUGAUGGAUGCCAAGAAGAUGGGCAGCACAUUGCGUGAGCAUCAGCAGCAGCGCAAUCGACAUGCGUCCAACAAACCGUAUUCCUAUCCCAUGGCCUAUAAGCUGCACAACAACAACAACAACAAUAUUACCAAUAAUAAUAUUACUGCCGACCAGGAUGUGACGCGUAAUAGUUCCAAGCUGUUGGUGCCAACGAUGAUGCAACUCCUCGAGCGUCGACGCAUGCAACGUGUGCCGGCGCCCAACGUGCGACAGCAACAGCAGCAAUCACAGUCGCAGCAGCAGCAGCAGCAACCAUCGCAACAGCAAUCAACGCAAAAAACUACGCGCUUGUUGCCGACAAUAAACAGCAACAGCAGCAGCAACAACAACAAUGCGGCCAACAACUCGAAUGCUGCCAAGACGCAUACGAACAAGAUGCGCACACGUUUGCUGCAGCAGUCGCGCAAGGAUACACGCAUCCAGGACGAAGAGUUGCCACCGCCAGCCAUCGAUUUGCCCGAGAUACGUUUCCCCAGCAUGGCCAGCGAGCCCAAAUUCGAUUUGACAUUUGCACCGCCACCAAAACCAACACCAACAGCAGUCACUGCACAACCAACACCAACAGCAGCAGCAGUCGCCACAUCAGCAGCAGCAACAGUUGCUGUGACACACAGUAACAACAGCAAGCGACAGUAUGAGUUUGAUGCGCCUUUGGAAUUGCAGUGCAGCGAAGAAGGCUCCAACGAUGGCGAUGCUCCCGUUCCCAUCAAGCGUGCCAAGCCAAAUUUCCGCUUUACGCCGCCAGCAACAUUGGAGCAACAGUUGCAGGUGCAACCACAAACGAAGCCACAGCAGCAAUUGAAUGGCGAUCGCAGCCUGAAGACUAGCGGCAGUGUGCUCGAUGUGUUGCUGCCCAAAAAACCAGCAGCAGCAGCAACAACAGAAGCAACACCAUCUGCAUUGCAUGUAAAUCUAACCGGCUUCGCUGGCUUUGGGGAUCAGUUCAAAAAGUCGGCCAGCGAAUGGGAAUGCGAUGCGUGCAUGGUGCGCAACAAGCAGGAGCUAAGCAAGUGUAUUGCCUGCGAUACAGCCAAACCGAAAACCAAGCCAGCAGCUGCUCCAAUUGCAACGAAUAUUUCAAUGCCAGCUUCAGCUUCAACGGGCUUUAGCGGCUUUGCGGAUCGUUUCAAGCAGCCGGCUGGCAAUUGGGAAUGCGAUGCUUGCAUGGUGUCCAACAAAUCGGAUGCCAGCAAAUGCGUUGCCUGCGAAACGCCACGCAAAGCAGCAGCAGCAGCAACACCAGCAGCAGCUCCUCCAGCAACCAGCAACGUAUUUCAAACAAGCAGCGGAAUUGGCUUUGGCGAUGCUUUCAAGCCCAAAGCGAACACGUGGAGUUGCGACACUUGCAUGGUGAGCAAUCCAAGCAGCGCCGCAAAAUGUUUAGCCUGUGAGACGCCCAACCCAAAGGCCAGCAGCAACAGCAGCAGCAAUGCUUUUCAAACUUCCAGCAGCGGAAUUGGCUUUGGCGAUGCCUUCAAACCAAAGGCAAACACGUGGAGCUGUGACACUUGCAUGGUCAGCAAUCAAAGCAGCGCCAGCAAAUGCGUCGCCUGCGAAACGCCAAAUCCCAAAUCGAGUGCCAGCAACAGCAGCAAUUUGUUGACUAGCAGCAGCAGCAGCAACUUUAAGUUUGGCUUUGCCAGCAAACCAGAAGCGACAACAACAACAGCAGCAACACCUAAGCCCGAUGCUGGUUUCCAGCAACUGAUUGCAGCACAAAAAUCGAGCAGCUGGACAUGCGAAGUGUGCACCGCUCAGAACGAUGUGGGACGCAACAAAUGCAUUUGCUGUGAGCAACAGAAGCCCGGCACAAGUGCUGACGAUGCUGCUGCGGCUGCCUCACUCAACAGCAGCAACAGCGGUGCUGCAGCUGCGCCCAAAUUUAUGUUUGGAUUCGCCAAUAAGCCAGCAGCAGCCACAUCAGCAGCAACCACUGUGGUUGCAGCUCCGGCAGCAGCAGCUUCGACAACAAGUGCGCCAUUCAAGUUUGGCUUUGCCGCAGCAGCAGCAGGCACCGAUGUUGCCGAUAAGCCAGCAACCAUUGCAACGAAAUCCGCUUUAACCGCACCGACAACAUUAAACACCUCAGCAGCAGCUGCCCCAGCAGCAACUGGCUUCAAGUUUGGCGCCGAAACAACGCCAAGCAAAACAGUGAGCUUCAAAUUGAGCGAACCCCAAGCAUCAACAGCAACCACGACACCAGCAACUGUUGCAGCAGCAACAACUACACUAGCAACAGCAGCAGCAGCAGCAACAAAACCAGCAGCCGAGGCAGCGGACCUGACUGCGCCGGUUAGCAGCAAGGCACCGGCGACAUCCAGCAUCGGCUUGGGACUCUUUGCACCAGUUGCAGCUGCAACACCAGCAACGAAACCAGCAACAUUUGCAUUUGGCGCACCAGCAGCUGCAACUGCUGCAACAACAACAGCAGCAACAGCAACCACAACGCCUGUUGCUCCUUCAACUGGCAACAAACUGUUUAGCCUUGGCUCCUUUACAGCCACUCCAGCCGUGUCCAGCAGCAACAGCAGCAGCUCCGCGAGCAACACAACCACCACAACCAACAGCAGCAGCAACAGCUUGAAGCCCGCUGCACCCAUAUUCAGUUUCGGCCAACCACAACCAACAACGACAACAGCAACCAUCCCAGCAGCAACACCAGCUACUGCAACUCCUGCACCAGCUGCAGCAACAUUAUUUGGCCAGCCAGCGCCUACAGUUGCCGCUGCUGCAGCAGUUGCGCCAGCAGCAUUUGUCUUUGGUAGUCAAUCAGCUGCGCCAGCAACAGCAGCACCAGCCGCAGCAACAACAACGACGCCAGCAACCACAACUAGCAGCGGCACAUUCUUCUUUGGCUCUCCAGCAGCAGCAGCAACAACAAAAACAACAGCAGCAGCAGCAACACCAAGUGCCAGCAACAACAUAUUCAACAGCAGCAGCACCAGCAACACAGCUGCAGCCACACCAGGAGUGUUUAACUUUGGCAGUAGCAGCGGCAGCAACACAACAUCGUUUGGUGCCAGCAGCACAUUUGGUGGCUUUGGUGCCAAACCGGCAGCAGCAACAGUUGCAACAGCAACCACAACUAGCAGCAGCAGCAACAACAACAACAGCAGCUUCAACUGGUCAGCACCAACAACAGCUGCUGUCAAUCAAUUCUCAAGCGGCGGCUUUGGCAGCAACACGGCAACAACAACAAGCACAGCCAAUGCUGUAACUCCAUCGCCAUUUAGUUUGCCAGCAUCAACAACAUCGAGCGGUGGCGGUGGUUCGUUGUCAGCGGUGUUUGGCAAUGUGAGCAAUCCAUUUGGGGCUGCUUCCUCAGCAGCUGCCGCAUCGCCACUCACCAACAUCUUUAGCAACAGCAGCAGCAACAACAACAACAACAAUCAGCAGAGCACUGCAGCAGCCGUCACCACGGUGACAGCAACCACACAUGAUAAGCCUGCAUUCAAUUUUGGCGCCGCCACAGCGGCAGCAACGCCGGCAGGGGGCGUUUUCAAUUUCGGUGCUGCGCCAACAAAUCCAGCGCCAGGUGGCGUUGCGAAGCCAGCGUUUAAUUUCACAGCAAGCGGCACAACGCCACAGCCGGCAGCAUUUAAUUUCACGGGAAAUGCAACAACAACGGCGACAUCGGCAAUUGCCUCCACAGGCGGCGGCAACGAUUUAUUUUCCCCACCGGAACGACUUUUUCAAUUUGGCGCCACGGCGUCCACAACUGAUAAUGUGGCUGCCGGCGCUGGUCAACAACAACAACAACACCAACAGCAACCAGUUCAACUGUUCAAUUUUACUGGCUCAGCGCAGCAAAUGCAGCUUCAAUCCGCCACCAAAUGCUGGCAACAAUAUGCAGAAUCCACGCCGCAAAAUACGCGCCCCAAUGCGUCGUCUGCCGCCGCGGUAGAAACAGCAAUGGCGUCUGCUGCUGCUGCCGCCGUCGCUGCCGACGCCGACGAAGAAACUCGACACAAAUGGACGAAUAUGGGACUGGGACUUGGACUUGGAGGAGGAUCGAUGCCGCUGCCGAUAACGUGGCCAUGCAGGCAGAGAUCGUUAUCGAUAUCGAGACCUGGACUACAGCAACAGCAGCUGACGGAGCCUAACAGCAACAGCAACAGCGACGCAAUGACGACACUUCGCUACAACGAGCAGCAGCACUUGCAAACGGAACUGGAACUGGAAUCGGUUCCAGUUCCGGUUGUGGAUACCGAUUCCGAGACGCAACCGGAAUUCGGGCUGCGACCGGAAGAACAACCAUUGAGGACGACAACGACAACAGGGACAACAACUCUCCAAUGGACGCCAAUGCAACCAGAGCAGGUGAAUGUGGAGCAAGAGGACGAAGAGGAGCACGACCAGCAGCUGGACGGUGAAGAAGAAGAAGAAGGAGAAGGAACGGCAAUUGUAUUGCAACGUCGCAGUUGCCGUCUGCAAGAGCACUUGAAAAACGAACUGCAACAAUUGCAGGAGCAGCAGCAACAGCAGCAGCGGCGUCGACGACUGCAACACCAAAAGCAACAACAACUCAACAAAUAUCGAUUUGUGCGUGCCAACAACAAUAACAACAAGAUCUACAGUAACCACAGCAGCAGCAGCAACAGCAAUGCAAAAAUACUGGCAACAACAGAGCAUAGAGUUGCCAGACCGUCACGCUUUAGCUUCCAUGGGCGCAAAAGAAGCAUCAUCAACAACAACAACAACAACAACGAAGCCACUGCAGCGAGCAGCGACGCAGGCAGCGCAGCCGCAUCGCCAGUGCUGCACAGUCGCUAUAAGCUGGUGCGACAGCGCAGUGCCAAAAUGACUGAAUAGCUCCCUCCCACUCGCUCCCACCACCACCACCUCCACCCCCUUCCCAAGUGGAUAACUACAACGACAGACAGCGCGAACAGGAAGAGAGACGAGAGCGAGAGAAGCUUUUGACUGCAACAACAACAACUACAACUAC
Messenger RNA from Drosophila sulfurigaster albostrigata, 7964 nucleotides. RefSeq names its product nuclear pore complex protein Nup153 (gene Nup153). Gene Ontology annotation, biological process: RNA export from nucleus; protein import into nucleus. The record is from RefSeq and is a predicted model, not a curated record. The transcript is spliced from 8 exons. NCBI's taxonomy places the organism in Eukaryota, Metazoa, Arthropoda, Insecta, Diptera, Drosophilidae. The coding region runs from base 1121 to 7828 and encodes 2235 amino acids. Gene Ontology annotation, cellular component: nuclear pore. Gene Ontology annotation, molecular function: structural constituent of nuclear pore.